CCGCCGAGCUCGCCACUCGCGCCGCCGGGGAGCCCGGUGACCUCUCGGCCGCCCCGCCUCGGAGGCUCAGAUGGCUCAGGCGAAGAUCAACGCGAAAGCCAACGAGGGGCGCUUCUGCCGCUCCUCCUCCAUGGCCGACCGCUCCAGCCGCCUGCUGGAGAGCCUGGACCAGCUGGAGCUCAGGGUGGAAGCUCUGAGAGAAGCAGCCACUGCUGUUGAGCAGGAGAAAGAAAUCCUCCUGGAAAUGAUCCACAGUAUCCAGAAUAGCCAGGACAUGAGACAGAUCAGCGACGGAGAGAGAGAAGAAUUAAAUCUGACGGCAAACCGUUUGAUGGGACGAACCCUCACCGUUGAAGUUUCAGUAGAAACCAUUAGAAACCCCCAGCAGCAAGAAUCCCUAAAGCAUGCCACAAGGAUUAUUGACGAGGUGGUCAGUAAGUUUCUGGAUGAUCUGGGAAACGCCAGGAGUCACUUAAUGUCGCUCUACAGUGCAUGUUCAUCUGAGGUGCCCCCUGGGCCAGUUGAUCAGAAGUUUCAAUCCAUCGUAAUUGGCUGUGCUCUUGAAGAUCAGAAGAAAAUUAAGAGAAGAUUGGAGACUCUGCUUAGAAAUAUUGAAAACUCUGACAAGGCCAUCAAGCUGUUAGAGCAUUCUAAAGGAGCUGGUUCCAAAACUCUGCAACCAAAUGCUGAAAGCAGAUUUAAUUAGUUUUCGAAUCUAAGAGCACUUAUAAAUAAUGACGUAAAAAUGAUAAAAUACUAUUUUAAGUGAUAACUAGUUCUUUGUUAGGCAUAACAACUCAUUUGAUACUGAUAGUUGCUUCGGAAAAGGAAAAUAUUCCGGUGUCAUCAGUUUUGUGAAUAACAGUUAAAACCAGAAGUAUUUUAAUUAUCUUUCUAGAAUUUUUAGAUUGAAUUCUUGUCUUGUACUAGGAUCUAGCACCUAAUACAUAUAUUUUUUUAUUAUUCUGUGGGAAAAGUAAGUGCUCGGCUGGGGGCGAAAGCGUCACUGUUCCUUCCUUGGCUUGUCUGGCUCGGAGACACACGGGCACACGGGCAUUUGGCUGACCAGCAAUGCUUUACCUUAAGCAGCACAUACUUCCUACACAUCCAGUUAACCAAGCAGUGUGCUUAGAGGGAUAAAAGGAAGCACAAAGUAAGAACCCUUCCCUACAUCUUCUUUUACUCAGUAGGUUUUUUAGACAUCUGUAUCAAAUUAUUUUCAACUUAAAGAUUUAUGCCUCUCAUAAUGUAAAUGUAUUUCUUGAUAUACAUGAAAACAUGACAUAAAAUGCAAGAGGAUUACCUCUAAUUUUACCACUGUGAACAACUAUAUAGCCAGUUCAUCUUUUUCCAAAUGCAUCAUUUCUCUAAAUUUUUAAUCAUUACAGAAAUAUGAUGAUGUACCUUGCCUUUAAAAAAAGUUAAAUGCAACUAUAAAGUCUGUUUAAUUGUCAACUUUAAAACUUCCAUUCUGGGUAGUUGUACAGUUUACUUACCCAUUCUCCUUACUGGACAUAUAGGUUGUUUCCAAUUUGUUGCUUAUUACUGCAACAUAUUUAUGUACAUAGAGCUUUUCCCUUCUUUUGUUUCUGAUUUUCUUUGUAUAAAUUCCCAGCAGUGGGAUUUACUGGGUCAAAGGGUAUAUACAACAUUUUCAUGGCUUGACAUACUACCAAAUUUUUUUUGUAUGAGUUAUAUCAAUUUAUACUGUCUUCAAUAAUUAAAAUGUAGCUAUUUCACUGAAAGCUUUCCAGCAUUGAGCAUUAUUUUUUUCUAAUAGCCAUGGAACAACUUACUUUAUUCUGCAUUUUGUUUACUAACAAGGUAGACCAGUGUAUUGAUUAUUCCUUUGUGCUAAUUGAAGCAACUAUAGAACACUUUUAUUUGUUCAAAGUAACUAGUGCUAUUGAUACACAAAAUCUCAACUUCCCCCAAAACUACUUCAAAAUGAAUACAUCAAACUCAAUUUUCAUUAGAAUGUAGAUAUUCUUUCACACUGGAAAAAAAAGUCAAGAUCCAGAUUGAUUUUAUAUAUUUAUAUCUCUCAAUGCAAACAACACUGAGCUUCAUUUUCUGGACAAAAAUGCCAAAUUAGUCUCUCGUCAUAAAAAGCAAUUACAAUCUGAGGACAUUCAUGGUUGUUUUGGUUGCCAGCCCCCCUCUGCCUCAUUUAAAUCUUUCCAUUUUGUGGGAAACAGUCUCUGUGAUAACUGGGGCAAAGCCUCUUGAUUUGUCAGUAGACGCUAAUUUGCUAUCAUAAGGCUCCCUGUCAGAUAAAGACUUUUUGUGUGCCAUCUUUUUAUGUCUUUUGAAAAUAAGGAGGCAAUCAAGUUUUCCUCAAGUUCUCAAGGACUGUCAGCAUCUGUAAAUCCCUUCCACUCUUCUCCUUCACUCCAUGUUAGCCUAAGACUUUUCCUAACACAAAACAUCCCGGCUCUGUCUCCUCAACCUUUGUAUUCUUCGCAAUUUCUUAACCAUUUUUUGUGAUGGAGGUUUACUGGAGGCCAUUCAUUAUCACAGACUUGAAAGGCUGUGAUCUACACUCUCCAAGCAGCUGUAGUCCAGGUCUGCAGCGUCUCCACCCUCUACCUCCAGCUUGAGCCACAUUCCAAGGUGGGGCCCUCAAGGUGUUGAUUCUUAACAUUUAUUUUAUUUAUAAGAAUGGAAGUGUAUUAUUUUCAAAUGAUGAAACUCCCAAGAGUCACAUUUUUACCUUCACUUAAACUGUCAUGUUUUAUCUAGAUAACAGAUUGGGACUACAAGGGACUUCAGAGUAGAUGUUUUGCCUUAUGUUGAUACAUUGCCUGACAGCCCUGUCCAAAUUCCAUACCAUUCCUAGAAUGUAGCAGUCUUAGGAUAGCCCUUCUGCAUCCCUCAUGAGCACUGCAUCCCAGCAGUGUUCCCAUCCCCAUUGUGCCUCCUCUCCUGGUGUGUGUGUAGCCAGCAGGGCCUGCAGGGGAGUUGACAGAGGAGCACUCAAUGUUCACCAAUUGAGGACAGACUGACCACGCUGCCUGGUUAAAACUCUGCCAGAUGUAGAACUGACCCUUCUGGUAUUUUAAUAUAGGAACUCCUGACAUUGGAAAAAUCCCUAAAGCUUUCAGAGGAAUGGGAAGGGGAGAGCUAACAGGAAAGAAUGUGAACUGGUGGCUUCCAGCUGGCCAGGCUUCACUCUCAGUACAGCACUGCGCCCCCCAGGGGGCACUAUCCACACUAUCCCACAUGCACAGUGUCCUCCCUGUAAUUUAAUGAGACAUUAGCCAAGUGAGGUAUCAUGCAGAGGGACACGAGUGCAGGCACGGUCCUUUGUAUUCAAGGAGCUCCGUCUAGCGCCCUGACUCAAAAUGCUUGGAAUUCACCUAAAGAGGUGAUUACUAAUUAGAGAACUCUGCUUCGACAUUUUAAAAUUGGAAAACAUGAAAGAAUUUACCAACCACAGAAAGUAGCAGAGUAAGGAUGUGGCAAACUAAAUUACAUGUAAUGAUUUUUAACUAGGAAACAUGCAGGCAUUUGUCCCUUUCAAAGGACUGAUGGUAACAGAUGCUGAUAUACUUGGAGUACAUUUAUGUGAUGAUGCUAUUUUUGAUGGCUGGAUUUUACAAUUAUUCAAAGACAAAAAUGAAAGUAAAACCUGAGAAUUCUGGAAAAGAAAGGCAACAAGGACAUCAGUGAGCUUGAAAUUCUUUGUGUGUGUGUCUCCUCCUACAACAAGCAAGCCAACUGACACAGACCUUCUGUUUAGGGACAUGACCACAUUCGGAAGUUUUUGAUCAUGAAGCAAGAGUAAACAAUUUGAACUGGACCACACAAAUCUUAUUAAUUAUCCACCUCAAGCCACUAAAUACUAUAGCAAACACACUUCCCUUGCAUAUGGUGGGCAUUCAGAUCACCGCGGCGUUCACUCACGUGUGUUUGUGAGGGCUGAUUUCAGUCUCUAGUCCAGCUUUAAGAUGCAAUAUUCCAGCGUAACCAGAACAGUUGGUAAGUUGGGCACAGUUUGUGCAGGAAUUUGACAAAGGGGUCAGAAAAGACUGAAAAACCUGGAAACUGACCUAGCAUUGGGAUCCAAGGAGUAUUAAAAACACAUCUGCAAAUAUAACCGUCAGACCUCAGGUCUGAAGAUGAUACAGGCCCUGGGACAGAACACAGCACACACACAGGCUUAAUUAAGCUCUGCUGCAGGAAGAGGCGGUGGGGGCUCCCCACCCCAGGUCUUACCAGCAGAGGGCCCGGGCACAGCCCUGCCUCCCAGCCGUAAAUAGCUGUGAUAAGGCUCCUGAGUUAUGAACUUUAAAUGACAUACAGCACGCAAGGUGCUCAGCCUGGUGGCUAACACAGAAAGCGCUCGUUAAAUAAAUGUGAACUAUAUCAAGACAACGUAAAUGUA
This is a messenger RNA of Diceros bicornis minor, 4387 nucleotides long. It is a transcript of the gene BAG2, whose product is annotated as BAG cochaperone 2. Bases 71 to 706 code for a protein of 211 amino acids. NCBI's taxonomy places the organism in Eukaryota, Metazoa, Chordata, Mammalia, Perissodactyla, Rhinocerotidae. Gene Ontology annotation, biological process: protein stabilization. Gene Ontology annotation, molecular function: adenyl-nucleotide exchange factor activity; protein-folding chaperone binding. The record is from RefSeq and is a predicted model, not a curated record. The transcript has 3 exons.